Thyridium curvatum is the source of this 981-nucleotide messenger RNA. RefSeq lists its product as uncharacterized. The record is from RefSeq and is a predicted model, not a curated record. Lineage: Eukaryota; Fungi; Ascomycota; Sordariomycetes; Thyridiales; Thyridiaceae. Bases 1 to 981 code for a protein of 326 amino acids. The transcript is spliced from 3 exons. Gene Ontology annotation, biological process: maturation of LSU-rRNA; maturation of 5.8S rRNA. Gene Ontology annotation, cellular component: preribosome, large subunit precursor; nucleolus.
AUGGCAUCUGACGAGAUUGUGUGGCAAAUCAUCAACCAGCAAUUCUGCUCCUACAAACUCAAGACCACCAAGGAGAAGAACUUCUGCCACAACGAAUACAAUGUCACUGGCCUCUGCAAUAGGCAGUCGUGCCCCUUGGCAAACUCUCGCUAUGCCACCGUCAGAGCCAACCCUCAGACCGGCACCCUGUACCUGUACAUGAAGACCAUCGAGCGUGCGCAUCUCCCCUCCAAGAUGUGGGAGAGGAUAAAGCUGGACCAAAACUACGCCAAAGCUCUCGAGCAGAUCGACUCCCGCCUCAUCUACUGGCCCAAGUUCCUCGUCCACAAGUGCAAGCAGCGCCUGACCCGCCUCACCCAGGUCGCCAUCCGCAUGCGGCGGAUAGCCAAGGAGGACGCCCGCCUGGGAGAGCAGCUGGUGCCCAAGAUGGCGCCCAAGAUCCGCCGCCGCGAGGAGACGAGGGAGCGCAAGGCCGAGGCGGCCGCCAAGCUGGAGCGGACGAUCGAGAGGGAGCUGCUGGAGCGUCUCAGGUCCGGCGCCUACGGCGACCAGCCCCUCAACGUCAGCGAGACCAUCUGGAAGAAGGUGCUGAACGCCAUGGAGCGCGAGGGCACCGGCCAGCGCGACCAGGACAUGGACAAGGGCAUCGAGGAGGAGGAAGACGAGGAGGAGGCCGAGGCCGAGUACGAGCAGGAGGACGACGUCAACGGCGAGGCCCUCGUCGAGUACGUCAGCGACUUUGACGAGAGCGAGGACGACCUCGAGGACAUCGAGGACUGGCUCGACAGCGAGGAGUCUGGCGACGAGGAGGACUCGACCGAGGAGGAGACGGACAGCGAGGAGCAGACCAAGAAGAAGGCCGGCGACAAGCGCAAGAGGGGCCGUGUCGUCCGCGUCAAGGCCAAGAAGAACGCCCGUCGCGAACGCGAGCGCGAGCUCGAGCUGGAGAAGACUGCUAUGGCUCAGACCUUGGACUUUUAA